Molecule: messenger RNA, 4658 nt
Organism: Drosophila hydei
Lineage: Eukaryota; Metazoa; Arthropoda; Insecta; Diptera; Drosophilidae
Gene: Golgin245
Product: myosin-10
Exons: 8
Coding region: 143-4624 (1493 amino acids)
Biological process (GO): Golgi vesicle transport
Cellular component (GO): Golgi apparatus
Molecular function (GO): small GTPase binding
Source: RefSeq, a predicted model, not a curated record
GAGCUACCUAUAACAGAGUGGCAAUUGGGGCGAGAACUGCAGACACGUAUUUAUUUAUAUUAGAUGUUUUUUUAUAUCAAUUCAAUUGUGCCUAAAUUAAGUAGUCAACGCAGUAAACAACAAGCGCAGCAGCUGGCCCACAAUGUUUGCCAAUCUGAAAAAUAAACUCAUCGAGGAGGUGAAAGCGUCGCCGUCCAAAUUCCAACAAUUUGCAAAUGCAGCCCAGGCCGCCGUGAGCUCAUCGUCCAGCACAACAACACCGAACAGCUCGGAGAAUACCGAUACCGGCACUAAUGAGAAUUUCUUUAGCAUCACGGAAGAGGAUACGCCACAAAACUCUCCCUACCGCAUACAAAAGUUGCCGCGCGGUGGGCGUGCAUCUACACAGUCACUGAAUGGCAUGGGAAGCGGCGCUAUACCACGCACUCGCAAGCUCUCCAACUCGUCCAUGGCCAGCGAUGUGUCGUUCCGUUUGCCUACAUAUGAUGCGCCAGCGACGUAUCACUUGCAGUCAGAUUUGGACGAGACGAGCAGUGAGUUUGACGAUUCCGCAUCGACGGCACGUCUGGAUGUUAUCACUAAGGAUCAGCUCUACGAUGCAUACAAGAAGUCGCUGGAUCGUUAUCACAAAUACCGCUGCCGCUACACAGAUCUAGCUAAAAAGUAUAGGGAACUGGAGCGAGACAGUAGCAAGGCGCGGUCUGUGCUUGUUGAGACUCAGGACAAGGCGCUGCGUCGCAUUAGCGAGCUACGUGAACAAUGUUCUCUGGAACAACAGGCCAAGGCGCAUUUGGAGGAGGCUCUGCGCAUCGAAAUGGACGAUAUGAGCUGUAAGAUGCAGGCCUACCAGACCAAGCUGAAGCUAUUAGGUGAGAAUCCGGACAAUGUGACAGCUGCGCUCGAGCGUGGUCAGGUGGACACUGCCGACAAGCUGAUCGAUCUUGAGGAGCCAAUAAUAACACCAGUUGCGGCGCCAACUGCAAAUGGCAGUCAGCCCGCACAGGAGCUAGACGCAGAUCUCGCAAACCUACGCCAAUUGUUGGUCGAGCAAGAAACGCAGUUAAAGCAGCUGACUAAAAACAAUGAGGAGGCUAACGAUACAAUUGCUGCGUUACGCAAGCAGGAAGAGGAAAAUGUAUUUCUGCUGGCACAGACCAAACAAGCUAUACACACGGAGCUAGAGCACAAGGAAACUGAAGUGCGCCAGCUGCAAGACACGGUAAAGCAACUUGAGACUGAACUGGAAAUUGCCAAUGGUAGAGAAACACAGUCAGGUGACAUUAAGGAGCAGCUCAAGAAAUUACAAAUCGCAAAACAGGAAGUAGAGGCUAAACUUAUUGCAUCGGAGCAUGUUCUAAGCACACUAAGAGAGCAGCACACCGAAAAGGAGCAACAGUUGGCUGCUGAGCACAAGAAAACUGCGUCUGAAUUGGCACUCAAGGAGAAGGAGAUACAACAACUACAAGACAAGUUGAAGCAGCAAGAAGUUGAGCUCGAACAGGCUAAUAAUGGUAACAUCGAGGCAAAUGACAUAAAGGAGCAGCUGAAGGCUGUACAAAAUGCCAAACAGGAAGCAGAAGCAAAACUUUCUGCAACCGAACUAGAAUUAAAUUCACUGAAAACUAAACUCACAGAAAAGAAUCAACAGGUGGCGGAGCAGUUGGAAAAAGCCAAUUCUGAACUUGAGCAAAAAGAAAUCAAAUUGCAGCAGUUGAAUAAAAAGCUGAAGCAACAACAAAUCGAACUCGAGCUGGUCAGCAGUCAAGAAGCUCAAAAUGGCUAUGUGAAAGAACAAUUAUUGCUGCUGCAAAAUGCCAAACAGGAAGCGGAUGCUCAGCUACUAAUAGCGGAGCAGCAGUUGAAUAAACUUAGAUUAGAAUACACGGCAAAGGAGCAACAGAACGCUGAGCAGGAGAAGGAACACCAAUCCAGGCAGGAGCAAAAUCAAAAUGAAGUGCGACAACUGCAGGAAAAACUUUUAAAGCUAGAAUCUGAAUUGGAAUCGUCCAAGUCUCAUAUAACAGAAGCCAGUGACCUUAAAGAACAACUGCAGAAAUCCAAACAAGUAGCAGAUGCCAAGCUAUUGGCAUUGGAGGAACAGCUAAACAGUCUGAGAAAUGAGAAUGCGGAAAAGGUGCAACAAGUGGAGGCACUGCAAGAGCAACUUCGCAUGCUGAAAACGGACAGCGAGCAAAGUUUGCAAGACUUGCGUUUGCAUAAUAAUCAGCUAAAUGAAAUUGUGCAACGCAACCAGCAGAACGAAAUAACUUUGAUAGAGGUGCAGAGUCAACUAGAAGACGCCAGAGCACGACUGGUGGAGCAAGAGCAGCGCGUGAUUGAAACCGAAAAGAGUCUCGAAGGUGAACAGGAAACGGUAGCCGCAUUAAGUAUUGAGAAAUCAGCUGCGGAAGAACAAACACUCAAAUUGCAACGUGAGCUGCAAGUACUAAGCGAGCAAUAUGCCAGCAGCACGAACAGUGAGUCGGAGGCGAUAGCAUCUUUGAGGUUGCAGAUUGAAACACUCAAUGAACAGCUGACCAAUGCUCAAUCUGGCGCACUGGCCAAGGAGAAGGAGCUCAAGGCCAGCGGCAACAAGCUGAACAAGCUUAAAAAACAACACGAGCAGCUGCAGGCAAAACACAGCGAGCAAGCAACCAGCAUAGAGCAGCUCAAGGCGGAGUUGGCGAAUGUUGAGGAGUUGCGAAGAGAGAAGCAGGAACUGCAAGAGCGCGUCAAUGUUAUACUCGAGGAGAUCACAACGAUGCAGACACAUCUGCAGGAAGUGCAGAGUGCGCAGACACAGCUACAGAGCGAGAAACAGAAGCUGGAAACACACAUUGAGGCCCUGCAGCAGCAACAACAGCAGCAGAAUGCACAGGGCGAGCAGUCGACGGCCCGACUCGAAGAGAUUGAGCGCGAGAACAGCAAAUUGGCCGAGCACAACUGUCUGCUACAGGAGCAGAAUAAUCAUUUGCAGAAGCAACAGGAUGAGCUUACCAAGCUGCAGACGAAAAUGCAACAGGUGCUCGAUGAGCAUUCCAAGCUGCAAAAUGCCCAAGAGAUUAUGGAGCACGAUCAUCGCACGCUGCAGGACAAAUGUGACGCGUUCGAAAAAGAAAAUCUUCUAGCGAAAGAUGAGCUCAACUGCUUGCAGCAAACAAAGUCUGCUCUGGAAUCAGAGAGGAGUACUUUGCAGCUCGACUUGGAUCAAGUGCAACAGCAACUUUCAGAGUUUCGCGAACGACAACGCGAACUUGAUCAGCAGCUGGAAGAGCAGACACAGCGUUGCUCGGAGCUGGAGGGCAGCAACGAGCAGUUGCCGGCUCUGCAGGCAACUGUUCACAAUUUACGCGAGCAAUUGGAGUCGUUUAACGAGAGGGAACAGGCGAUGCUAGAAAAAGCUCAAGCUACCAGCGUAACUCAUGCAGCCCAGCUGGAAACGUUAGAAGCGCGUUGGAGUGCGGCCAAUGGCGACGUUCACCGUUUGCAAGAAUCGAAUGAUGUGCUCCAGAAGGAAAUCGAGACACUAAGGAGCUCCACGCAUAAGAAAUCUGAAUUCGAACAACUUGAAAUUGAGAAUGAAUAUCUAAACAAGCACGCCAAACAGUUGGAAAAGGAACUCGCAUUGGCACUGGCUACUCACGGCGACAACGGCGAGAAACUGAAGUCGCUGCAGUGUGAGCUCUACGUACUGCAGGAGCAGGUUGAACAGCAUACCAGUCAGCUGGCGGAGAAGGACUCAGAAGCCGCAUUAGCUAAAGCGGAGGCAGUGCAACUGAAGUUGUCGCUGGAAGAGCAGACCCUAGAGUUGACGCGUCAGACUGAGCACGCCAAAUUUGUUAGCGAACAGAACGAUACGGUGCAAAAGGAACUGAUGCACACUCAACAACAAUUGCAGGAGCGUCAAGCUGAACUGUCCAAAACGCAGGAACAACGCGACAGUCUGGAGGAGCAACUGAACAAGAUUAAAAGUGAACAGGAGCAGGCACCAGCAGUGCUGUCAAAUGAUUCAGAGCAUCUACGCAGCCUCAACGAACAGUUACAGCGCGAGCUGGAGGAUUUAAAGCACAAAACCAAUGGAGAGCAGACGAAUCUGCAGCAGGAAAUUGAUGAGCUACAAUCCAACAAUAAGGAAAUGACUGAACGCAUCACGGAACUGGAAACACAACGAGCUGACAUACAGGCCCAACAGCUGCUGGCCAGCUUGGCACCCAAGAGUGUUCAGGAGGUGGCUGCCAUCGACGAGAAGGCACAACUUGAGGCAAAGCUUAAAGACAUCAUGAACGAGGUGCAGGACGUGACAAACCGAAAUCUUUUCCUGGAACAAAAGUGUGAAAACUUUCUGAUACUCGAGCAAUCCAAUGAGCGCCUCAAACUGCAAAACGCAAAAUUGUCGCGGCAAUUGGAUGAAACACUGGUAUCCAUGCAGCAUAGCGAUAACGUUCCACCUAACACGGAAUUCGAAUAUCUGCGUAACAUCAUGUUCCAGUAUUUAACGGGCAAUACGAAUAAUGAAACUCUCGUAAAAGUCAUAUCGGCAGUGCUGAAAUUUUCGCCACAGCAGGCACAGGUUGCCCUGGAAAAGGAGCACCAGCGACGCUCACUACUUAACAAACUGAUUUAGCAAGAGUUGUUGGCAUCCUACGAUACUGGCAACU